Molecule: messenger RNA, 441 nt
Organism: Saxophila tyrrhenica
Lineage: Eukaryota; Fungi; Ascomycota; Dothideomycetes; Mycosphaerellales; Extremaceae
Exons: 4
Coding region: 1-441 (146 amino acids)
Biological process (GO): ribosomal large subunit biogenesis; translation
Cellular component (GO): ribosome; cytosolic large ribosomal subunit
Molecular function (GO): RNA binding; structural constituent of ribosome
Source: RefSeq, a predicted model, not a curated record
AUGGGCGACGCAGAAGUUGUUACGAGCUCGUGGAAGCUGGUCGAGGUUGGACGUGUGGUCCUGCUGAGCGCUGGUCCUUACGUCGGCAGGGUGGCAGCUAUCGUGGAAAUCAUCGACCACAAGCGUGUCCUCAUCGACAACCCCACAGACGACGCUUCUCAAGCAGUCCCUCGUCACGCCGCAGCCCUUUCCUACAUGUCGCUCACCGGAAUCGUCAUCCCGAAGCUACCGCGCGCCGCUGGGACUUCUGUGCUGAAGAAGUUGUGGGAGGAGCACAAGGUCCUGGACAAGUGGCAGGCGUCGAACUUCCAGAAGAGCAGGGAGCGAAGCAUCCGGAGGAAGCAGCUGAGUGAUUUCGAGCGUUUCAAGGUCAUGAAGCUACGGAAGCAGGCUCGCUUUGAGGUGCGGAAGACGAUGCAUGCGGCGAAGGCGAAGGCAUAG